Phyllostomus discolor (pale spear-nosed bat) is the source of this 1862-nucleotide messenger RNA. RefSeq names its product X-ray repair cross complementing 4 (gene XRCC4). Gene Ontology annotation, molecular function: DNA binding. NCBI's taxonomy places the organism in Eukaryota, Metazoa, Chordata, Mammalia, Chiroptera, Phyllostomidae. The record is from RefSeq and is a predicted model, not a curated record. Gene Ontology annotation, biological process: response to X-ray; immunoglobulin V(D)J recombination; double-strand break repair via nonhomologous end joining. Gene Ontology annotation, cellular component: nucleus; DNA ligase IV complex; DNA-dependent protein kinase-DNA ligase 4 complex.
GGUGGGAUUUAAGUGACGUCACGGGCCCCAGGCGGAAGUAGAUGACACUCUCAUUGGCUGCUGGACAGCGCUAGUGGGAGCGGGCCUUUUCGAGGAGACCGGAAGUGGGGUCACUAAGAGGUGACCAGCAAUGGAGAAAAAAAUAAGCAGAAUCUGCCUUGCUUCUGAACCUGAUAUAAUUCAUUUUCUACAAGUCACUUGGGAGAAAACACUAGGAUCUGGUUUUGUUAUUACACUUACUGAUGGCCAGUCAGCGUGGACCGGGACAGUUUGUGAAUCAGCGAUUUCCCAAGAAGCUGAUGACAUGGAAAUGGAAAAAGAGAAAUAUGUUGAUGAACUGAGAAAAGCAUUGUUGUCAGGAGCAGGACCGGCCACUAAAUACAAGUUUAAUUUUUCUAAAGAGUCUUGUCAUUUCUCCUUCGAGAAAAACCUGAAAGAUGUUUCAUUCAGACUUGGGUCCUUCAAUCUAGAGAAGUCGGGCCCAGCUGAGGUCAUUAGAGAACUCAUUUGUGACUGCCUGGACACCAUUGCAGAAAACCAUGCCAGAAAUGAACACCUGCAGAAAGAAAAUGAAAGGCUUCUGAGAGAUUGGAAUGAUGUUCAAGGACGGUUUGAAAAAUGUGUGAGUGCUAAGGAAGCUUUGGAGGCCGAUCUUUAUCAACGGUUUAUUCUGGUGCUGAAUGAAAAGAAAGCAAAGAUCAGAAGCUUACAUAAAUUGUUAAGUGAAGCUCAAGAACGAGAAAACAUGGAACAUGAAAGGGAAACUGCAACGUGUUCUGAAAUGACUGCUGAUAGAGCCACAGUCUAUGACGAAAGUACUGAUGAGGAAGCUGAAAGUCUGCCUGAUCCCUCAGUGUCAGCUCCAGCUACUUCAAGAAGAGAUGAUUCCAUUUUUUCAAGUCCUGAUGUCACUGACAUUGCACCAAGUAGAAAGAGAAGGCAGCGAACACAAAAAAAUCUUGGGUCAGAACCUAAAGUGGCUAUUCAGGAACAUCAGCUUCAAGAAAAGGAAAAGCUUGACCCUCCACUACCUGGGAUGUUGAAAAAGGAGCAGCUCAGCGCAACGGAAAACAUGUCUUUGGAGACUCUGAGAAACAGCAGCUCGGAAGACCUCUUUGAUGAGAUUUAACCGUCUCACAAAAGCGCUUUGAUGUUCACUAGACUGUGUUUUCUGUUCAUUUCGUUAACCUAAAAAAAAGUGAAAUUUCAACUCGGCAGCAGCUAUUACUUCAUCUUACAAUUUAAUUACAUACACAGUGAGUUGAAGCCAUUGUGCGAAAUGGAUUAGACAUGUAUAUGAAGAUACGACUUGAUGACAGUGGCACAUUAUUCUAAACUAUUCAUUCAGCAUGACUAUAAUUACAGAAAAUCUCACUUUUUGUUUCGAAGGACAUGUUGAUCUUCUUCUGUUCACACAUGUCAUAUAUGGAGCUGGUUAACAUCCUGUCUAGGAAGACUUGGGAAGUAUGACAAAGAAAAUGUCUACAGGUUUUUUUUUUUUUGAAUAGUCAUGUUCAGAACAAUUAUGCCUGAGUAUUUUGAUUUGUGGAAGGAUGUAUAAAACCUAGUUUGAGUUUGUACACAAACAACCCAAAAAUCUGAUGAUAUAAUUUCUGAUACAUUGAAGAUUUUGUGUCCUUAAUAAAAUAUGUUACUUAGCUCAAUUUUUUCCUUCACUAUACUAACAGGUCUUCAUAAAGUGGUCACUAAGUAAAUGUAAACUCUUUUAUAUUAAAAAGUCAUGUUUUUGGAAAUUAUUGAUAAAAGAUUUGUUUUACAUGUAUGAGGACCCUCUUUGGCAACAAGGAUGUUGUCAUAUUCACAUGUCAUAUUUACCUCAAUGACAUCUGGCACAACUUCUU